AGCAUGGAAACUUGGUCAGUGGAACAGGUUUGCGACUGGCUGGUGCAGAAACAUUUAGGAGAACUCGUUCCUAGAUUUCGUGAGGAAGAGGUGAGUGGAACUGCUCUUCUGGCUCUAAACGAUCGGAUGGUUCAGCAGCUGGUAAAGAAAAUUGGCCAUCAGGCCGUCCUCAUGGAUCUGAUUAAGAAAUACAAACACACGGGUGAGGAACUUAAGUCACCUGGAAAGUUCAGCGAACUGAGUUCCCCAAAGGAGCGUGGAGCAGCUCAGGACAGCAGGGAUGAGCAGCUGUGUGUGCCUGUCAGCUCCGUGGUGAGGGAAUUGUCUUUUCUUCCUUCUGAAAGACCAGAUGGUGGACAUAUUGAUCAAAGGGUCCUGAAGCAAAGAAAAAAUGUGAAGCACAUUCUAGCAAAGAACAAGGCUUUACAGUGGACCAGAACCUAUAUUUUGCCUGAGUUUCCCUAUGACGUCAAGUGCAUGUUAAUGGAGCAAAAGUGUCCAGAUCACAGCAUGAGGAUUAGGAUUAUUGAAUUUUUACAGGCAGACAUGACAAAGUACCUAGAAGGAUCCUUGUACCCAACCACCCAACAGUACAACGAUGUUGUCAAUGCCCUGCUGCAGGCCUAUCCGUUCCUAGAUGAAGAGGGGAAUGGCUUUUUUCUAUGGAAACGAGCCCUGAAAGAUCGCUUCAAAUAUGUUCGGAGGCCGAUAGAAGAUGAUGAACAGGUGAUGAGGAACAAGUGUAAAUUUGGCCACAGGAGGGGGCAGACAAGGAAGGUCUUGGCAGAAACGAGCUGUGAUGAAAUCCAGAUUGUUCAGAUAAAAGAAGAAGAGGUUAAUUUAGACUUCGAGGUGGAUGAUCACAUUAACUGGUUUAAGCAAGAAUUUGUGAAAACAGAAAAGAAUUGGCAAGAAGUGGAUGACAGAAUGAGCAGGACCCUGGAAAUACGAAGAAAGAUGAUUAACAACAAAACACCUUUGAAGGAAAUUCUCAAAAUGUUUCCUUUCCUAAAGUGCCCUUAUCAGCUCUUCAGGGAGUUCCAGCUCCUUACACAUACAGAUAUUUAUAAAAAAACAGUAGAGAUUUUGGAGGCCUAUUCAGAAAAUAUACUGACUUUCUUUUCGGUGAGAGAUAAUCCAAUUAAUGUUAUGCUGCAGGAAAAACUGAAACAACACAUGGAUGAAGACAUUCUAAAAUACAUGAAGAUGACAGCUACAUGUCUGCUUCUGCCAGAUGUCUUUGGCGAUAAUCCCAGUCUGUUUGCUGCUGUGAAUGAGGAGGUGCAGGUGCUGACCCCCGUGUUAGCAGUUAAGCACCCCUUCAACAUCCACGCCUGUGAAUUUGCCUUGUACUUAGAAAAAGAAAAGCUGACCCAGUUGGAUGACUGCAUUAUGGCCCUGGCUGCCUUGACAGCUGCAUUUCACGUGUUUGGGAUCCAGUGUCCCAGAGGCUUGCACCACACACUCCACUUCCUGGAGACAUUAAUCUUCGAUAGGCGCAGUCCCAGGACUCCCUCUCCAAAAGAAAAAUCGUUCAGAACGUUAAUUACUGAGCAUUUAUGCCCAUCCUGA
Tachyglossus aculeatus (Australian echidna) is the source of this 1572-nucleotide messenger RNA. RefSeq names its product sterile alpha motif domain containing 3 (gene SAMD3). The record is from RefSeq and is a predicted model, not a curated record. Gene Ontology annotation, molecular function: protein binding. The coding region runs from base 4 to 1572 and encodes 522 amino acids. NCBI's taxonomy places the organism in Eukaryota, Metazoa, Chordata, Mammalia, Monotremata, Tachyglossidae. The transcript has 10 exons.